CCAAUGACGGGAGAAGAAACGAAUAAAAAUGCCAGCUCAAUGAAUUUUUAUGCAUAUCGAUUGAUGAUUCGACAAGAUGUUGACAACCAUCUAUUGAGAUAUCGCCGGUUGUUUCAAAAGUACUGCGUCGACAUGUACGUCAAGGUCGAAACGGAGCAGCUCAAUUUCAUUCGCUUCAAUCAGUCAAAGUUACGAUCAGACGAGUACAUCCACUUGCGUUAUGCCAUCGCUACCGAAGGAGACGCGGCCAACAUUGGUCGUUUGACUAUUCUCCCGGCUACUCAUAUUGGAAGCCCGCGACACAUGCUGAAUAUGCCCAAGAUGCGAUGACGUAUGUGCGGAAUUACGGACGACCUGAUUUGUUCAUCACGUUUACUUGCAAUCCGAAAUGGCCCGAAAUUACAAAUCAGUUGCUGACAGGACAAACACCAAGUGAUCGACAUGACAUCAC
Messenger RNA from Metopolophium dirhodum (rose-grain aphid), 451 nucleotides. RefSeq lists its product as uncharacterized. The record is from RefSeq and is a predicted model, not a curated record. The transcript is spliced from 2 exons. Lineage: Eukaryota; Metazoa; Arthropoda; Insecta; Hemiptera; Aphididae. Bases 4 to 330 code for a protein of 108 amino acids.